GUGUAUGUUUACAGAUGAAUUGCUGCAGGUGGAUUUGUCGGAUGGAGACCGAUGCUUCUGAGGCUGAUCACAGAACAUUUACAUAUCAGUUAACUGAUGGAGUAAACUUGGCUGAUCUGCCACAGGAACUUAAAGCGCGUAUAUUUCGUCAUCUGACUGCUACAGAUCUCUGUCGUGUGGCAUUAUGUAAUCGAAUCUUGAGAGAAACGGCUAAUGACGAUGAUCUGUGGCACCGUCUUUGUCAAAGCCAAGGAUGGGAGCGCUACGGUACAAUGUCCGAUCUUUGCAAAGAACCUCCAUUUAAACCAACGUCAAAGGAGCACAAGACGGGCGAAGGGGGCGCGCCUACGUUCCCGGUCAAUGCUGUUGUGACCGGUUCAGACUGGCCUGGACUGGUGGAUACAUGUAAAUGGAAGGAAGUCUACAUGAAAGCGAGGCACCUGGAAGAAAACUGGAGGAACGAGCGCUUCUACACCACGUUAUUUGAUUUAAGCUUAAUCAACGACAAAGAAAACGUUUCUUCGUCUAAUAGUGAUAACUAUGCUUACCUUCAAUUGAUACUUAAUAUCGCUGUGGAAGGUGACUGUCUUGUUGCCGGUUCCUGGCACAGAACCUUAGAAGUGUGGGAUAUGUGCAGCAAGAAACGUCAGCACCUCAUCCAACUCGACAUCAGUGAAGAUUCAGAAGCCCUGAAGAUGAAGGAUGGCAUCGUAGCUGCGGGUUGUAAGGACGGUAAGAUUCGUACCUUCUCCGCCCAGACUGGAGAACAGCUGCAAGUCAUGUCAGGGCAUCGUCUGGCCGUGUCUCAACUCUUCUUCGAUGGAAAGACAAUCGUUAGUGUUGCUCAAAAGCAGCCUUCAUUAUGGGGUUAUGAUGAUAGCGUGGACGCAGACAGUGACAUACGAGUCUGGAGUGCAGCAAACGGUGCCUCUCGCUAUGUCUUACAGAGUGGCCACGAAGCGACAAGACUGCUUCACCUCGACUACAAGGAAAAGAUCGUAGCUGGUGCGUACAACGACAACAUAAUUCGCAUAUGGGAUGCACGCAGUGGUUCUUGCAUGCAGGAUAUUGCUUGUGGUAUGAACAAAUUGACUUCCUGCCAUCUAGGGGAUAGUAUUGUCAUCGGCGCAUCCAAAGAUUUCAUCGUGAAGAUCUGGGAACUGCAGUCUUGGGAAUGCAUCAAGACAUUUGAUGUACCUCUUCAUCGAGGGAUACAAUUAUCUUCUCCCUAUGAACAAGCAAAGUACAUGUAUAGUGAUGGGUUGCUCAUUGCUGUUACAUUACAUAAUGGGCUUUACAUUUUGAAUCUGAAUGGGGAACGACUCUUGAUUGAUGGUCGUGGUACAGUGCAACCUCUCUCCCUCAAGGGCAAUAAGCUGCUUACAUGGAGUAGUGAAGACGGAUGGUACGGCGGACUGUGGCUUUUCUACCCAAUGAAAAGCGCGGAUGGUAAGGCACAAGGCAGUUCGAAGACAGUACAAUACGUAGGGCAAACGCACGUCGCAUGUGCUUGGAUGAGCGAUACCAAAAUGGUCUAUCAGGGCAUGUAUGGCUUCCCUACGUAUGUUUCCGUCCGUCACUAUUGGUGAAAGAAUCAAGUCAUUCAAUUUGAGAGGAUAGCUGACUGAUGAUGACAUUCGGGAUGAUGAAGAUGUACAUUUUGUGAUUGUGAUGAUGGCUAUGACAUUUAUUGUAUAGCCUGCAUGUAUUUACCCACCGCUUGCAUAAUUAGGUCACGUCCAAAAGUCAGUUGGGAAAAUGGAAACGGUAGACGGUUUGAGUACAGUAUACAGAAACACAUAUUGAAUAUAGAGAACAUUCAACCUGGUGGUUUUUAAAAGGAGCUUUUUCCCAAAUUUUGAUGGGUGACUGAAUACAAAAAUACAUUCAAAAGUUACGCUGAAUAUUCGGGAAGUACAUUCAAUGCAUUGCCUAUGUUCCGUUCUUUAUUUCUGUUGAAAUCAAGAAUGGUAUUGGUUAUGAUGUUGAAAACGCUGUGUUCAUUGUAUAAUUAUAUUGAUGUAUAUCAUAGUUAGAGUCAUGGUGAGGGUCUUUACAGCAGU
Patiria miniata (bat star) is the source of this 2063-nucleotide messenger RNA. RefSeq names its product F-box/WD repeat-containing protein 7-like. Gene Ontology annotation, molecular function: protein binding. NCBI's taxonomy places the organism in Eukaryota, Metazoa, Echinodermata, Asteroidea, Valvatida, Asterinidae. The record is from RefSeq and is a predicted model, not a curated record. Bases 15 to 1589 code for a protein of 524 amino acids. The transcript has a single exon.